Chironomus riparius is the source of this 582-nucleotide messenger RNA. Lineage: Eukaryota; Metazoa; Arthropoda; Insecta; Diptera; Chironomidae. The record is from the annotation of a GenBank genome assembly.
AUGGAACUAAUGGAUAGUGAGACGGGAGAGAUUUUAUUUCAAAGAAGUACUAAUUUAGAAUGUCAUAAUUUGGAUCUAGAAACUGGCGAAAUAUUGGAAGAGUGUGAUGAGUCAGAAGUUGAUGAGAGUCAGCAGAAACUGCAUUUUGUUGCAAGGAAAUCAAAAUUUAAUGUCCCAAAAGCGUUAAUAAAAGAACCAAAAUGUGAAAGCAACGCAAAAUUUGACUGCUAUUUAUCGUCGCAAGAAUCGUUUUCAUUGACAAACAAGAAGCGUGUUAUUGACCUUAAAGAAGAAAUCAUUUUUGGAUAUAACAAGUUCUCACACAGACUGUUUUUAAUUCCCUCAUUUUUCCUGUUUCCUAAACUUGGUGCUAUCUAUAUCAUCGUUGUAGAGUUAGUGCUACAUAUUUGGGCGCAUCACAAGAAUAAGAGAAAUCAGAAUCCAAAAAUAUAUUAUCGAUCACCUCUUGACAUCCUCACAUCUCAGUUCUGCAACUUUUGUCGAGAAACAAAGGAUUUGCAAGAUCUACAGAGGGUUCAUAGGCAAGAAUUUCCGAGGAAAUUUAUGACAGCAAGUUUUUAA